AUGUUCCACUUGAGUCGCGAUCUGAACCUUAUCUGCUUCCAAAUGUAUCACGUACACAAUACAGCAUAUAACAUAGAGAAUAUAGUAUAUCACAUACUCGAUACAGUGUAUCACAAUAUAGUAUAUCACAUACUCGAUACAGUGUAUCGUGUACACAAUACAGCAUAUAACAUAGAGAAUAUAGUAUAUCACAUACUCAAUACACUCUAUCACGCCGCCGUUGCAUAG
Messenger RNA from Haliotis rufescens (red abalone), 228 nucleotides. RefSeq lists its product as uncharacterized. Lineage: Eukaryota; Metazoa; Mollusca; Gastropoda; Lepetellida; Haliotidae. The transcript has 4 exons. The record is from RefSeq and is a predicted model, not a curated record. The coding region runs from base 1 to 228 and encodes 75 amino acids.